CUUGCCCUCUCUCUCUCUGUUUCAAUCUCUCUCUCUCAAUCUCUCUCUCGGCGGCGACGAUGACGGACGCCUUGCUGCCUUCCUCGGGCCCCAGCGGAGGCUGCUACUUCCGAAAGGGAUGCAACCCUCUUGCAGAGACCGGGCGCAGCAAAUUGCAGAAUCAAAGAGCGGUCCUGAACCAGCAGAUCCUGAAAGCGGUGAGGAUGAGAGCGGGCGCUGAGAACCUCCUACGGGCGACAACCAACAACAAAGUGCGGGAACAGGUGCUUCUCGAGCUCAGUUACGUCAACUCCGACCUGCAGAUUUUGAAGGAGGAGCUGGAAGGGCUCAACAUCUCCGUCGAGGUCUAUCAGAACACAGAGCAGGCUUUCAGCAUUCCUCUGAUCCCACUUGGCUUGAAAGAAACCAAGGAUGUUGACUUCUCUGUCCCUCUGAAGGACUUUAUUCUGGAACACUACAGCGAAGAUGGUUCUGAAUAUGAAAAUGAAAUUGCCGAUCUCAUGGAUUUAAGACAAGCUUGCCGUACGCCCAGCAGAGAUGAAUCUGGAGUCGAAAUGUUGAUAAGCUACUUUGUUCAGCUCGGCUUUAUAGAAACUCGGUUUUUUUCGCCCAGCAGAAACCUGGGAAUUUUAUUUACCUGGUAUGACUGCUUCACGGGCGUCCCUGUCUGUCAGAACAAUUUGUUGCUUGAAAAGGCUAGUGUUUUGUUUAAUAUUGGCGCGCUCUACACGCAGAUUGGUACGAGGUGCAACCGGCAGACAGCGGCUGGGCUGCAAAAGGCCAUUGAUGCAUUUCAGAAAGCUGCAGGUGUCCUAAAUUAUCUCAAAGAGACAUUCACUCACACACCGAGUUAUGACAUGAGUCCCGCCAUGCUAAGCGUACUGACCAAAAUGAUGCUCGCUCAAGCGCAGGAGUGCGUUUUCGAACAGAUUUGCCUUCCGGGAAUACGGAAUGAGUUCUUCACCCUGGUGAAAAUGGCCCAGGAAGCUUCCAAGGUUGGAGAGACCUACUUGCUCGUCAAUAUAGCAAUGAAUCAAGCACCCGUCAAGGAAAAUAUCCCUUACUCUUGGUCCAAACUGGUUCAAGUCAAAUCAGAUCACUUCGGAGCUUUAGCGCAUUAUUUUGUUGCAACUAUCUUGGGUGACCACCAGCUGAAUCAAAAUGAUGACGAAGACCAACAGGAAAAGGCCUUCUCCCAGCUGUACGACCACAUGCCAGAAGGGCUGGCUCCCCUGGCCAUUCUGAAAGACAGAGUCCAGCGCAAACAACUGGGGAAAUCCCAUUUGAAGAGGGCCAUCGUCCACCACGAGGAAGCCUUAAGGGUUUGCAGCGUGUGCAGAAAGCUCCGGAAUAUCGAGGUCCUCCAGGAAAUCCUGUCGGUUGCACACAAGCGAUCCCUCCUUAAAUAUUCACAGCAAGAACUGGAAGAUGACUUCUUGAGUUUGGCGUCUGCUUCCGAUAUCCUUCCUAAGACAGACCAUAAAGUAGAAGCUGUCGCUCCCCAGUUCUCAAAGGUGAAAGUGAAAGACUUCUUCGAAAAACUGGGUCCGCUCGCGGUGUUUUCAGCCAAGCAGAGGUGGACGGCUCCUCGCUCCGUUCGCUUUCGAUGUGAAGCUGGGAAUCUGGGAUUUACCCUGAAAGGCGGGCCUCCCGUCCACGUUUACUGCCUAGAUCCAGCUUGUCCCGCAGCGUUGGCAGGCCUGAAAGAAGGGGAUUGCCUUGUUGCUGUUGAAGGCGCAGACUGCAAAUGGCUGGGCGUCAGUGAGGUCUUGGAAAAGCUGCGCAACUUGGGAGACCAGGAGAUGGAGAUCCAGGUGAUCAGCUGCCAAGAUACUGCAGCUUCCCUGCACAACAAAAGCGCAACGUAUUCCGUGGGCAUGCAGAAAACAUACUCUCUGAUCUGCUUGGCCAUGGACGAAGAUAAGAAUGACAAGGCCAAGAAAGCCACCCCAAAGCUGUCGUUUUUGAGCUGGGGGAUGAAGAAUAAUCGGCAGAAAGCCGCCAGCACACUCUGCCUUCCUUCCGUUGUGACGGGAAGCUCUCCAGCGAAGAAGAAGCUCACCUCUCCCUUUACGCUUCUGAGUACAGACAGCUCGUUGUACUAGAACUGGAAAGGGAGGCUUCCUUUCAUCUGGAAACGAUGGCUGAAUGUGUGCCAUGAACACGUCAUUGAAGUCUUGUCAAUCUGGAAUGGCUGUGGUUCCAUAGGCCAGUUCCAAUCUGGCCUGUGCCUUUUCUCCUUAAGUCUUAUGCUGUGUCUCCUGAAUAAGCAAGGCAUUCUAUUCGGGACUGAUCUCAUUUGCUACCAAACACCUUGGAAGCAUCUGUUUGCGUUUCCUCGUGGCUCCUAUCUGACCUGCUGCAAAGAUGAUGAAGGAUUGUGUGUCAUUGUGCCAUGCUCAAGUCAUAAUUUUAAAGUGGACUGAGCAUCCCCUGGAUCCUUGCAGAAAUGGGGGAAUCAGAGACUGUGAUGACACAGCUUUUGGGGAUAAUUCACUUCUUGGUUACAUUGGAAAUGGUUACACUGAAGGACACAAAGUUAGCCGAGAUCAGUCAGUACUAGAGGUGGGAAGGUCUAGGGCAGGCAUGGGCAAACUAAGGCCCGCGGGCCAGAUGCGGCCCCCUAGGCACUUAUCUCAGGCCCUCCUCAUUUUCCCUGUCCUCUUGGCAUAAGGACACAGUGUCCCACCGCAUCCUUACGCAGAAAGGAUGGAGGAGGAAGGCACGUAACAACGGAGAGGCCUCUGGUGUGCUCUCAGCCAUAGCAUGUCUCGCCCUCCUCCUGGCAUAAGGAUGGUAUGAGCAGCCCUGUCUUUAUGCUAAGAGGAUAGCCCAAGGAAGACACAUAGCAGUUGAGAGUCUUCCAAAGAGCUCUCGGACGUCACCUGUCUUGCCCUCCUCCGGACAUAAUACUUAGAGGUCAGCCCGAAGAUCGGGGGGGGGGGGGGAAUAGGGAAGGAUGAUUGUGGCCUCUCAUUUUUUUUCCCUGGCCUAAGGAUGGAGCAAGCAGCCUCAUUCUUAUGCCAAGAGGACAACCCUAGGAUAACUCUGGCCCCACCCUCUCAGGCUCUCUCCUUCUUGGGCCCGUCCCACCCAGUGCGUGCCUGGCCAUCCUACCUCCCUCCCGGCCUGGCCCUCUCAGUCGGGCCCACAAUGCACCCCAAGGCAAAAAAAGUUUGUGCGUGCCUGGCCUAGGGACAAAAAAAUGGAAAAAUGGGGGGAGGGGAGUUUUUUCCCCUAUAGACUGUUGGAAAUUGUGGGAGUUGAAGUCCAAACACCUGGUGGGCUGAAUUUUGCCCAUGCCUGUGAUAAACAAUGUUAUUAGUCCAGAUAUUUCAGGAUUAAGCUUUGCCUUGUUUACGUUCUUCCAUCUGCAUCUGUGAAGCGAAAUCAAUUUAAGCAGCUCCCCAGGUUGGAGGAGAAAGGAUAGAGAAAUGAUACAAUAACCAGAUUUAAGUACAGUAGAGUCUCGCUUAUCCGACCUUCGCUUAUCCGACAUUCCGUCUUAUCCGACGCCCUAUUCCUCCAGCAUUUCCCUUCCAAUUCAAGGAGCGCUCGCCAACUCUCUCUCCAUUCCCAGUAAGUGAAAAAGGCACGACAAGGAGGAGGACGAGGAGGAGGGAGGAAAGGGGGAAAAGAGGCAGGACCGGAAGCGGAAGUGUCCUCCUUCCUUCCCUCUGAGAUUUCCAUGCUCCUCUUCUGCAUCCGGGCACUUCCUGCUGGGCCACUCUAGCUCUGAGGCAUUGCCUUGCCUUAACCCUGUUAAUAUUCUAGGUGUCUAGUGCCGCGUUGUACGGGUAACAGUAGGAGACUCCGUAUUAUCCGACAUUUUCGUUUAUCCUACGUUCUGCUGGCCCGUUUAAACGAGACUCUACUGUACCCGAAAAUGAAGCCAACUUGUUUCUGCUGCUUCAGAAACCAAACCACUAAGAAUUCCCUGAGAGUGGCAUCACCUGCCUUGUAAAGGAAUGGACUCCCCUUCCUUGAAGAGAAGUGAGAUGGUCAUCUUCAGCUGUGCAAGGCAGCGGGUUGGAUUGGACGGCCCUUGCUGUCUUUUUUUCCCCUAUGAUGAUUUCGUGAAACCGAGACUGCAUUUCAAAGCUGAAAAUGCCAUGCGUUGUCACAGUCAGAAUAAGGGAGAAGAUGGAAACAGAACAAGUCCUGGGUUGUUGUAGGUUUUUCGUGCUAUAUGCCCAUGUUCUAGAAGCAUUCUCUCCUGACGUUUCACCUGCAGCUAUGGCAAGGUUGACCUCACAACCUCUGAGGAUGCUUGCCAUAGAUGGAGGAGAAAGGUCAGGAGAGAAUGCUUCUAGAACGUGGCCAUAUAGCCCGAAAAACCUACAACAACCCAGUGAUUCCAGCCAUGAAAGCCUUCGACAAUAGACAGAACAGGUCCUUUUAGCUCAGAUCAAACUCCCAAUGCCUGCCAAGUAUCGUUGUAAAUAUACCUAUAAUUUAGUAGCAGUUUAAAGGACUGCUGUCAUCUGAGGUUUUGUGUAGCAUUGCCGUACCCAGCGCCUUGUUCCAAGUAGCCUACAAUGGAACUAACUAUGCCUUAAGAGACGUUUAGAAGCAAUCACCCAUUUAGGAACCCGUCCAACUGGUAAUGUAUUUUUCUGGACAUCUGUUGCUGCUGUUCUCCCUCCCUCUCCCUCCCUCCCUCUCUCUCUCUCUCUCUCUCUCUCUCUCUCUAAAGCUGAUGCUUGCUAACACAGUAGUGUUAGUGUAAAAGUAUUGUCUACAGGGUAGAUCUCACAAUGUCUUAAUUGUCACAAUGUUUUGAAUAGGUGAAACCCCUGCUCUGAUUUGAACUCACAGCAAUGGGAAGGGGACCGAUCUCCCCGAUAGGAAAUUUUAGAUGAUGCUUUCAGGGGAAAGGUUUGGGGUUUUUAUUUGUCCAAAAGCCUGGUGUAUCAAACUUUGUAUGAACUCACCUAUCUUUUUUAAGGGUUUUGUGUUUAUUCAUAUUAGGUGUAAAUACAUACAUGUUAAAAGUCUUAUUUAAGAAUGGGUCCUACAGAUCCCUUUUGGAUCCCUUUGAUUGCGUUGCAAGCAGGAUGAAGCAGGGCAGCCUCUCUCGCCUGUUGAUGCUUGUUAAGAAUGGAGAUGCAGACCAGUUUGUUUCUUCUCUAUCCUUCUGUGAAAGGAAAAGAAAUCAUAAAUAGCGGCUGCUCUUGAUCUCUUGUUGUUGUUGUUGUUGUUGUUGUUGUGAAAUAUCUGAAUUGAUGCUCAGAACUGAUCUUAGCACAUAAUAAAACAAAUGUAGCAAGUCACAAA
Anolis sagrei ordinatus is the source of this 5277-nucleotide messenger RNA. RefSeq names its product rhophilin Rho GTPase binding protein 2 (gene RHPN2). Gene Ontology annotation, molecular function: protein binding. The record is from RefSeq and is a predicted model, not a curated record. Gene Ontology annotation, biological process: negative regulation of stress fiber assembly; signal transduction. NCBI's taxonomy places the organism in Eukaryota, Metazoa, Chordata, Lepidosauria, Squamata, Anolidae.